CAGGUUAUAUGGGCAGUGUAGGAUUACUUGAAGGUAGAUAUCAUCAGUCAAUAGCCGCUAAUCAGUCAAUGGCCACUCAUCAGUCUGACCAAGGUCUCCCUGUACACUAUAGAGUACAAUCAACUCAACCACAGACUCCCUCUAGGCACAAAUCAGACAAACAGCACAUUUGCCAGCUCUGUAGGAAAACAUUUCAAUCACCAUAUAAACUAGAAAGACACUUAAAGGUCCACACUGGAGAAAAACCUUUUAAAUGUUCAUUUUGCAAUAAGGCAUUUGGACGAAAGGACAAUCUCAAGCAGCACGAGAAUCUCCAUAGAAAGUAGACUUGGAUGGAAAGAUGAAUUUUUUAAUCUUCAGAUUAUUUUAAGAUUUAAUGAAAUAUAACACAAUAAAAUGUUGUAUUGCAUAACACUGGUGGCAGCUUAUGGAAGAUGCAUAGUGAUUUUUUCAGUAAGGAAGGAUUAUACAUUUAUUGUAUAAAUUUCCAGUGAAAUACAAAUAUCAGAGCUGUUCUCCACAAACGUCAAAGUUUUUGGUCCCUGUAGUAUCUACCACAGAUUUGAAUGAACAAAAGAAACAAUCGUGCAUAUUGAAGUUUGGAGAAUCCUGAAUUGCUUUAAAUACAUGCAAAAGACUAUAAAAUACUAUAGAAUCUGUACUUGUUUCUGUUAUAUGUUGUUUCAACAUAUUUUUGUCUGAUAUAAUUUGCAUGCAUGCUUUCUGUUUGUAAUGAUGUCUGUUAUUUGAUGUUUAAAUAAAGAAAUUAAUUUGAAAAAUAUUUUUUUACUUUGAGUAAAUUUGAUAGAUUGAGUACAAAGUCAAAUUGGUGAGCCAGAUAUUAGAGGAUAGCAAAUACUAGUUGUGCAAAUUGCCAAAAAACGAGAGUUGAAUCAAUUAGGAAAAAUUAAACCAAGAGUCAACAAAAAAUAAGUCUUUUGAUGUCUUUGUUUUUGCAAAAAUUAAUAAAGAAAAUUACAUGAAUUCACUUCCAAAGUAGCUCUUUUUCCUGAAUUAGCAUCAUACUUACGUUAUAUUUUUUGUAUU
Molecule: messenger RNA, 1047 nt
Organism: Owenia fusiformis
Lineage: Eukaryota; Metazoa; Annelida; Polychaeta; Sabellida; Oweniidae
Source: the annotation of a GenBank genome assembly